This is a messenger RNA of Labeo rohita (rohu), 3637 nucleotides long. RefSeq lists its product as uncharacterized. The record is from RefSeq and is a predicted model, not a curated record. Lineage: Eukaryota; Metazoa; Chordata; Actinopteri; Cypriniformes; Cyprinidae.
AUGUCUAAGAAGAGUGAGAAGACUAAGAACAUAGACAAACCAUGUUUUAGAGCGUGUGUUCCUCCCUGCCCUCGCUACAUCACGAGCGGGGAUACACACGCUCUAUGCGUGGUUUGUCUGGGAGCGGAGCAUGCGGCAUCGGCUUUCGAGAAAGCCGAUUGCCCGCAUUGCGAUCUUUUUCCGAUGCGCACGCUCCGCUCCCGGAAGGCUCUCUUCGAGGAGGGAGCCUUCACCAGCGCUCCUCGCGGGUCUGGUCCCGCUUCCGCCGAGGCGGAGCGGGCACUGCACUCGUGGGGUUCGCAGUUGGAUCUGCUGGAGGGUAUGGAGACGGGUGUCCCCCUAUCUUCUGCCUCACCCGGCAGAUCCGCAGCCCGAUCGGGCUCGACGGUCCGUCUCUCAUCCUCCGAGGGGGGUGAGGUCGAGAUCGUCGAUACACCUCAAUCUGUGCAAUAUGAGGAGCUGCUGGAGGUUGUGACUCGUGCGGUUGAGAAGCUUAAAAUAGAUUGGCCCGCCGAGUCACAGGCCGAGCCUCAGAGAACCCGCUUGUUCAUCCCCGCUUCCUAUAAUUAUGGCAGCGUUGCGGGGCUGGAUGAGCGCGGCUAUAGAGCGAUGCCACGGGUGGAACAGACUCUCGCCAGCUAUCUGUCCCCCGGUUCGGCAUCGUCUCUCAAGGCUCCGGUAUUGCCGACCAAACCGCUGCGAGUCACCUCAGCGUUGGUCGGCAAGGGGUACACGGCGGCAGGUCAGGCUGGUGCGUGUCUGCACACGAUGUCCGUGUUGCAGGCAUACCAGGCUGACCUGCUAAAAGAGCUGGAUGAGGGAGAGGAGAUCAAAGAUGCUGAUAUCGCGGAGGUUAGGAGGACCGCUGAUCUUGCUCUCCGCGCCACUAAGGAGACCGUUCGCGCUAUCGGGCGGUCUAUGGCUGCCCUAGUGGCCGCGGAGAGGCAUCUUUGGUUGACCCUGUCCGAUAUGAAAGAAAAGGACAGGGUCUUCCUUCUGGACGCCCCGCUUUCGCCUUCUGGCCUGUUCGGCGACUCCGUUAACUCGGUCGUCGACAGGUACCAGGAGGCUCGUAAACAAGCGGCGGCGUUCCAGCGGUUCCUCCCCCUCCGCCAUCCAGCUCGCGAGGCUGCUGGGCGGGAGCAGCCUCGGCCGUCUACCAGCUCCUCAUAUAGACAGGCACAGAAACAGAGCGUGGCCACUCGCACUCCGCCCCAUCGAGAGCGAGUGGUCGUACGCUCUAAGUCGGGGACUUCUAAGGAGACCGUUUCGCUAACCCUGCCGGUGCUUCAGGGCGCAGCGGCCUCCAGCGAGCAUAUACCUCGGUUUCUCCCGCCCGGCAACGUAGCGGGGCCGGGGGAGCUCGCCACCCCCGAGGGGGUCUCUGAGGCCGCUAGUUCAGGUGCUUCCUGCCGGGCAACCGUUACAGGACACCGUUCUAGCGGCUCAACAAACACCAGAGAAAGAGGGUAUCGAAUACAGUUCGGCGCUCCUCCGCCGCCAUUUGUCGGGGUCUCUCCCACCUUGGUGGGCCCCGAGCAGGGUCUGGUAAUGGAACAAGAAGUAGUUUCUCUUCUGAGGAAGGAGGCCAUCGAGGUGGUCCCUCCUCACGACAGGGAGUCCGGGUUCUACAGCCGGUAUUUCAUUGUUCCGAAGAAGGAUGGGGGCCUGCGUCCCAUUUUAGAUCUUCGUGUUCUGAACCGCUCAGUCAUGAAGCUGAAGUUCAGGAUGCUUACUCUCAAGCAAGUAGUGUCACAAAUCAGGUCCGAGGACUGGUUUGUGACGAUAGAUCUGAAAGACGCGUACUUCCAUGUCUCCAUCCUUCCUCAACACAGGAAGUUCCUGAGGUUUGCUUUCAGGGGCGAAGCAUACCAAUAUCGGGUUCUUCCGUUCGGCCUAGCACUCUCCCCCCGCACUUUUACCAAGUGUGUGGAUGCAGCUCUGGCUCCGCUGCGACUCCAGGGCAUCCGCAUUCUAAACUAUAUCGACGACUGGUUAAUCCUAGCACAGUCGGAACAGUUAGCGGCUCAGCAUCGAGAUGUUGUGCUCGCUCACAUGAAAGAGUUGGGGCUGAGACUGAACGCCAAGAAAAGUGUGUUGUCUCCAUUACAGAGAACCACUUAUCUAGGUGUGGUGUGGGACUCGACCACGAUGCAGGCACGGUUGUCUCCUGCUCGGAUAGAGUCGAUCCUUGCUGCAGUCAGGAGAGUCAAAGUAGGCCGGUCACUCACUGUCAAGCAGUUUCAACAACUGCUGGGUCUGAUGGCGGCUGCGUCCAACGUGAUACCUUUUGGCCUGCUGUACAUGAGACCCCUACAGUGGUGGCUCAAAAAGGGGUUCUCCCCGAGGGGAAACCCGCUUCGCAUGAUCAAGGUCACGCGGCGAUGCCUACGUGCCUUGGACAUGUGGAGGAAUCCCUGGUUCCUGUCUCAGGGGCCGGUGCUGGGAGCUCCUUGUCGCCGCGUAACGCUAGCAACAGAUGCUUCCCUCACCGGUUGGGGUGCGGUCAUGAGUGGCCACACCGCCCGCGGUCUGUGGAGAGGUCACCAACUCACUUGGCACAUAAAUUGCCUGGAGAUGCUGGCCGUGUUCCAAGCGCUGAAGCACUUUCUCCCGGACCUAAGAGACCGUCAUGUGUUGGUCCGCACCGACAACACAUCGGUGGUCUCUUACAUCAACCACCAGGGAGGUCUGCGUUCGCGCCCCUUGUACAAGCUGGCGCACCAGAUCCUUGUGUGGUCCCGGGGCAAACUCCUCUCGCUGAGAGCGGUUUACUUACCGGGGUACUUAAAUGUGGCAGCAGACAUCCUGUCGAGACAGGGGCCGAGGCCCGGGGAAUGGAUGCUUCACCCCGAGGUGGUGAAGCAGAUCUGGAGAGUUUUUGGUCCAGCCCAAGUGGACCUUUUUGCCACGAGGGAGAACACGCAAUGUCCCCUCUGGUACUCUCUAGCUCAUCCAGCUCCCCUGGGGCUGGAUGCCAUGGUACAGACGUGGCCGAGGCUUCGUCUGUACGCCUUUCCCCCGAUCGCUCUGCUCCCGGGAGUUCUAGAGAGAGUGCGCCGGGACGGGGUGUCCCUCCUUCUAGUAGCCCCGUACUGGCCGGGCCGAGUAUGGUUCUCGGACCUGAUUUCUCUCCUCGACGGCUCUCCCUGGGAGAUUCCCGUCAGGAGAGAUCUCCUCUCACAGGCGGGGGGUACUGUGUUUCACCCUCGCCCGGAGCUGUGGAAACUUUGGGUGUGGCCCCUGAGGGGGCACAUCUCUUAGCUUCCGGUCUCUCAACCGAGGUUGUUGAGACCAUCCUCCAAUCUAGAGCUCCCUCUACGAGGAAACUUUAUGCCUUGAAGUGGAGGCUUUUCACUUCUUGGUGUGAACGCCACCAGCAGGACCCAGUUAACUGCCCAGUUGGUACAGUGCUGGAGUUCCUGCAGGAUAGGCUUUCCGCAGGGUUAUCCCACUCCACCCUGAAGGUCUACGUGGCGGCCAUUGCGGCCUACCACGCCCCUCUCGGUGGUCUCUCUGUGGGUAAAGACCCCCUUGUCUCUCGUUUCCUCCGCGGUGCACUGAGGCUGAGGCCUCCUGUACGUUCUCGUGUCCCCUCAUGGGACUUGUCGCUGGUGCUAGAGGCUCUCUGUAGGCC